CUUAAAGAUACUGUAUAUGUCUUUGGUUUGUUAGUACAGAAUAAGGUUAGCAUUCAAACACUUGUUGGCCGAGAAGACUAAAGACAAAACCAUAUAAAAAUGCAAUCAUCGGUUUCUUCUAGGCUAAUUGUACUUGGUUUAAUGUUGGCGAUUGUGACUGAUGUUCAAGCUGAGGUCAAAACUACUAGCAAUUUAAAUUCCACAGUGGCUUCCACCAGCCCUGUGACUGACACUAGUAAUGAUCUCAGUGCUCCAUCCACAGUCUCCACUAUAGGAGACACUGAAACAACUGCAACGAUAUCCAAUAAGAAGAAUGAAACCAGCACUCAAUAUCCCAAGAAAACAAAUCCAGUAGGAAAUGUUUCUAUUAGCACCACCGUUAGUACCAUAAAUACCGGGACUAGAACAGCGGCUGCCUCCACCACACCCCUCCUACCGAUAUCUUCAACUACCAGGGCUGAGAUCUCUGUGACAACCAGUACUCAAGUUUUUUUAGUAUCAACCACAACAUACGAACUUUCACAAGAUAAGGCUGGAUUUAUAAUUUUAGGAGUCUUUAUCAUCGCCAUUAUUCUAACUGUGAUCAUAAUUGUGUUUUUACGCAAAAAGACUCGGAGAUACUCUUUUGACCUGUACCGCAAACACCAUGAAGAUACAGAAAUCCCUAUAAGUAUUAUGGACGGAGAGGGAGCUAUCGAGGCUAUUGCAAGUAAAGAGAAUUCAGGCUUUGACAACGAAAAGGAAGAAAAGGUGGUUAAUGAGACAAAGGCGUCUCCAAAGACAUCUACAUCUGGGAAUGGUCAAGAAAAGCCAGAGACUGUGUCAAACCCAGGAGUAAACGGUGAAGAGGGCAGGGCCCCUUGUUCUGGAGAGUUGCCGGAAAGUACCCAGGACAGCUGUUUUACUGAGAUCCAGCUGGCGCAGGCUCCUUGAGAGAAUUCUGCUUUCUUAACGGUGGUGUAACUUAAACCUGAUGAAAGAAGAAAAGAAAAACACUCUAUCAUAUAAUAGACAAAUCCCUCCCAACGCAACACGACACGAAGAUCAUGACAGUAAAAACAGACGUAAUGAAGCGUUCUUACCUUUGUAUAAGUUAGUGAUCAGAAGAUGUGUCUGCCGCACAAAGAGCACAACGUGUGGUUUUCACUCUACUGUGCAAAAUAAAUGAUUUUUUUCUAUGGGUAAAUAUCGGCCAUAUAGGGACUGUUGGCAUGUAUGUUUAUUUCACAAAAACAAUAUCAUGGUACUGCUUGCUUCACUUCAGGAGUUUUUUUUUUUUUUUUUUUUUUUUAAACUCACUGAAAUGCCGUUUAAAUAAAAGCUUUUAACAAAAGGAAGGUGUUACAAUGGUUUGUGGGAAGCGUUAAGCUUUUGAGCACAAAAGAAGUUUCACUUAACACAGAGCUUGCAGUUAAUCCACAAGCCUAGGGAAAUACUACUUUUCAAACUCUGUACAUAUAAAUGAUUAGCAUGUUAGAAAAGCACUCAAAAAGCAAUAUUCAUGUUUAAGAGCUCAAACCCCUAGAGCAGAGGUCUUCAUAAUAAACCUGCACACCACAUGCACCCCAGGUAAUCUGUUUAAGCCGACUGUGCAAAUUGUGCCAUUUAGCCACACAUCUUUUGCACAGCCUGUAAAGCUGAAACAUUUGAUGUACAUGUGUGCUAAAGGCAGUUGAUGCAAGAUUCAGUGACCUUUAAUGUGGGAAAAACUGUAAUUUUGGAGGAAAGGGGAAUGAAAGUGAUUAUAGUAUUGCUCUAUGAAUUUAGUACAGAAUUUAGGAAUUUGGCCCAAAUUUGAGGACCACUGUCCUUAAGCUCAUUUUUUUUUUCAAGUUUAGCUAUGUUUUACUGUUAGUCAGCUACUUGUUACUUCCUUAAAGAGUAAGUAGCGGGGUUCUGAAAAAUAUAGCGCUAUAGGUCCCCACAUGCUACAAGUCUUUAAAUAACAUACCGGUGCUUGUCAUUUUUCUUUUCAUUGUUAAUAUCUUGACAACUUUUUACACUUAGAAGUUUAAAGUCUGUUUCAAAGCUCUUUUCAGCAUGUCAGCACUAGUGCACUGGGAUGAGACCAGGGGUGUGUCCUCUGAUUACUGCUGGAAGAGCGAUUUAAAAAAAAAUACAUUCAUAUAAUUGACCUCGCUACUUACUCUUUAAGUUAGUUCCUUACAAUAGUACAUGUUGUUUGGUUCAAACUAAUUUUUGUUAAUAGCGAUAAAUAAAUAAGUACUUUACUGUAUACACUUCAUCCUAACAUCAUAAUUCUCUUGAACUGCAUCUGUGUCAUUAUCAUU
Messenger RNA from Acipenser ruthenus (sterlet), 2291 nucleotides. RefSeq lists its product as uncharacterized. The record is from RefSeq and is a predicted model, not a curated record. Lineage: Eukaryota; Metazoa; Chordata; Actinopteri; Acipenseriformes; Acipenseridae. The coding region runs from base 100 to 933 and encodes 277 amino acids. The transcript has 8 exons.